CGCUGCAGGUCUCGGCCGCCAUCGGCACCAACCUGCGCCGGUUCCGGGCCGUCUUCGGGGACGGCGGAGAGGAUGAGCAGUUCUUAGGUUUUGGCUCAGAUGAAGAAGUCAAAGUGCGAAGUCCCACAAGGUCCCCUUCAGCUAAAUCCAGUCCUCGGAAGCCCCGCGGGAGACCCAGGAGCAACUCUGACCGGAGCUCGGCCGCCCUCUCGGACUCUUCGCCCGUAUUCUCCCCGCUGAGCAAAGCGGAGACCAAACCCGGGGAGAAGAUCAAGAGGAAGGAAGCUAAAGGUGGGGAAAAGAGGCGGGGCAGGCCGCCAGCCCUCAGCACCGUGAAGUUCAAGCUCUCCCAAGGGAAGGACGCCGCCGAGGUAGCGAAGGGGAGCAGAGACGACAGCCUGAAGAAGAUGAAGCGCGCCCCUUCCGCCACCUUUCAGCACGCCGCCAAGAUCAAGAAGCUGAGAGCCGGGAAACUGUCCCCGCUGAAGUCAAAGUUCAAGAGCGGGAAGCUGCAGAUCGGCAGGAAGGGGGUGCAGAUGGUCCGGAGACGAGGAAGGCCCCCGUCGUCGGAGCGGCUGAAGACCCCCUCCCCGCUGCUCGUUAGCUCUCAGCUGGAGAAGCCCCAGAGGGUCCGCAGGGAGAAGGACGGCACCCCGCCGCUCACCAAGGAAGAGAAGACGGCCGUCAGACAGAGCCCCCGCAGGCUGAAGCCCGUGAGGAUCAUCCCCUCCACCAAAAGGACGGACGCCACCAUCGCCAAGCAGCUCCUGCAGAGGGCCAAGAAGGGGGCUCAGAAGAAGAUCGAGAAAGAGGCGGCUCAGCUGCAGGGGCGGAAGGUGAAGACGCAGGUCAAAAACAUCCGGCAGUUCAUCAUGCCCGUGGUCAGCGCCAUCUCCUCGCGCAUCAUCAAGACCCCCCGGCGGUUCAUCGAGGACGAGGACUACGACCCGCCGAUUAAAAUCGCUCGCCUGGAGUCGACGCCGAACAGCCGGUUCAGCGCCCCGUCCUGCGGGUCCUCGGAGAAGUCGAGCGCGGCCUCGCAGCACUCCUCGCAGCUGUCCUCCGACUCCUCCCGCUCCAGCAGCCCCAGUGUGGACACGUCCACGGACUCUCAGGCCUCCGAGGAGCUGCAGGCCCUCUCGGAGGAGCGGAGCGACACUCCGGAGGGCCGGGCCCCCCUGCCCGUCCCCCCGUCCCCGGAAGACGACGGCGGCGGGGGCGGGAGGAGCCGCAGGUUCUCCAUGUCCGACAGGAGCUUUGGGCCCCGGGCCACCAAGAAGCUGGCGGGCUUGCAGGGCGCCGCGCCGCAGGCGGCCUCCUCCGCCUCUCCCCCGCCACCCCUGCUCACGCCGCCCCCGCCGCUGCAGGCGGCCUCGGGGAUCGCCGACCACACGCCGUGGCUCAUGCCCCCGACGAUCCCACUGGCCUCCCCCUUCCUGGCCGCCUCCGCGGCCCCCAUGCAGGAGAAGCGGAAGUCCAUCCUGCGGGAGCCGACGUUCCGGUGGACCUCUCUGAAGCAUUCUCGGGCGGAGCCCCAGUACUUCUCCUCAGCCAAGUAUGCCAAAGAAGGGCUCAUCCGCAAGCCGAUCUUCGAUAACUUCCGGCCCCCGCCGCUGACCCCCGAGGAUGUGGGCUUCGCCUCCGGUUUCUCGGGCCCCGGCUCCAGUGCCCCGGCCCGGAUGUUUUCGGCCUUGCACUCCGGCACCAGGUUCGACGUGCACAAGCGGAGCCCCCUCCUGCGGGCCCCGAGGUUCACCCCGAGCGAGGCCCACUCCCGGAUCUUCGAAGUGGUGACGAUGCCCGGGAACCGGUCCUCCGCCGGCGGCUCCUCCGCCGGGGGGUCUUCGCGGAAGAGGAAGAGGAGGGUUUUCAGCCCCAUCAGGGCCGAGCCCCGGUCCCCCUCGCACUCCAUGAGGACGAGGAGCGGGAGGCUGAGUACCUCGGAGCUGUCGCCCCUCACCCCGCCAUCCUCGGUCGCUUCCUCCCUGAGCAUCUCCGUCAGCCCCCUCGCCGCCAGUGCCUUAAACCCCGCCUUCGCUUUUCCCUCCCAUUCCCUGGCCCAGGCCGGGGAGCCUGCCGACAAGAGCCAGAAAGCGAGGAAGCAGGCGAGCGCCCCGGCGGAGCCGUUCUCGUCCGGCAGCCCGACCCCCCUGUUCCCCUGGUUCACGCAGAGCCCCCAGGCCGAGCGAGGGCGGAACAGAGAGCGGCCCGCCGAGGAGCUGGCCAAAGAGCGGGACCCGGACAAGGGCCCGGAGAAGGACAAGGGCCGGGAGAAAGACCGGGAGCGGGAGAAGGAGAACAAGCGCGAGUCGAGGAAAGAGAAGCGGAGGAAGGGGGCGGAAGUUCAGAGCGGCGCGGCUCUGUUUCCCCUCGCGAGGGGGUCCCGAGAGAAGGGGGUCGCGGAGGACCUCGCCGCCCCGUCUUCCGCCCGGAAGGCUGCCGGGCGGAAGAAGUCGUCCCCCCUCGACCCCGGCGUGGAGCCGGCCCCCGGGACCCUCGUGGAUCCGGCGGCCGUCAAAAGCAAAAUCCUUGUGAAGAAGGGGCGAGGGGGGCCGGACCGGGCCGGCCUGGACCUCGGCCCCGGCGCCCAGGCCCCGGAGAAGGACAGAGUCCUCUGUCUUCCCGUCCCCUCGUCGAGCACCGUGAAGCACGCCACUUCCUCCAUCAGCUCCAUGUUGGCCCAGGCGGACAAGCUUCCAAUGACGGACAAGAGAGUGGCCAGCCUCCUGAAAAAGGCCAAAGCCCAGCUCUACAAGAUCGAGAAGAGCAAGACGCUCAAGCAGGCCGACCAGCCCAAAGCACAGGGUCAAGAGAGCGAUUCAUCCGAGACGUCCGUGCGAGGGCCCCGGAUCAAGCACGUCUGCAGGAGGGCGGCCGUCGCCCUCGGCCGCAAACGAGCGGUGUUUCCCGAUGACAUGCCCACCCUGAGUGCCUUACCGUGGGAAGAACGAGAAAAGAUUUUGUCUUCCAUGGGGAACGACGAUAAGUCUUCGAUCGCCGGCUCGGAAGACGCGGAACCUCUCGCCCCGCCCAUCAAGCCAAUUAAGCCCGUCACCCGGAAUAAGGCCCCCCAGGAGCCGCCAGUGAAGAAAGGGCGGCGAUCGAGACGAUGUGGGCAGUGCCCGGGCUGCCAGGUGCCCGAGGACUGCGGCGUCUGCACAAACUGCCUGGACAAGCCCAAAUUUGGCGGCCGCAACAUCAAGAAGCAGUGCUGCAAGAUGAGGAAAUGCCAGAACCUGCAGUGGAUGCCUUCCAAAGCCUACCUUCAGAAGCAAGCAAAAGCGGCAAAAAAGAAGGAGAAGAAGCCCAAGACCAGUGAGAAGAAAGAGAGCCACAGUGGGAAAACCAGCGUGGACUCCGGCCAGAAGCCGGCGCCUCCAGCGAGGGAGGACCAGGCCCCGAAGAAAAGCGCUGAGCCUCCUCCUCGGAAGCCCGGCCCCGAGGAGAAGAGCGAGGACGGGGGUGCGCCUCCCGCCGGCCCCGAUUCCAAGCAGCCUACCGCUCCCACCGCCAGGAAAGCUGGCAAACAGGUGGCCCCCCAGCCAGCGCAGGCCCCCCCGCCCCCGCCGUCUAGCACGGGACCCCUGAAAAAGGAAGCGCCCAAGACCGCUCCCGGUGAGCCCAAGAAGAAGCAGCAGCAGCAGCAGCAGCAGCCGCCGCCGCAACAACCGUCGCCACCGCCGCCACCACCGCCGUCGUCACCGCCACCGCCGCCACCUCCUUCUCAGCCAGACCCAGGACCGGAGCAGGGCAAGCAGAAAAAACCGGCUCCCCGCCCGAGUUUACCCGUGAAGCAGAAACCAAAAGAAAAGGAAAAGCCACCUCCGAUCAGCAAGCAGGAGAGCAGCCUGCUGAACUCCGUCACCACCCUCUCCAACGGGAGCACUUCGAAGCAGAAGCCGCAGGCAGAUGGAGUCCACAGGAUCCGUGUCGACUUUAAAGAGGAUUGCGAAGCAGAGAGCGUGUGGGAAAUGGGAGGCUUGGGCAUUCUUACAUCGGUCCCUAUAACACCCAGGGUGGUCUGCUUCCUCUGUGCCAGCAGUGGGCUUGUGGAGUUUGUGUAUUGCCAAGUGUGUUGUGAGCCCUUCCACAAGUUUUGUUUAGAGGAGAGUGAGCGCCCCCUAGAGGACCAGCUGGAAAACUGGUGUUGUCGGCGUUGCAAGUUUUGUCACGUUUGUGGGAGACAGCAUCAGGCCACAAAGCAGCUGCUGGAGUGUAAUAAGUGCCGAAACAGCUAUCACCCUGAGUGCCUGGGACCAAACUACCCAACCAAACCCACCAAGAAGAAGAAAGUCUGGAUCUGUACCAAAUGUGUUCGCUGUAAGAGCUGUGGAUCCACAACUCCAGGCAAAGGGUGGGACGCGCAGUGGUCUCACGAUUUCUCACUGUGUCAUGACUGUGCCAAACUUUUUGCUAAAGGCAACUUCUGUCCGCUCUGUGACAAGUGCUACGAUGAUGACGAUUACGAGAGUAAGAUGAUGCAGUGUGGGAAAUGCGAUCGCUGGGUCCACUCCAAGUGUGAGAACCUUUCAGAUGAGAUGUACGAGAUCCUCUCCAACCUGCCAGAGAGUGUGGCCUACACCUGUGUGAAUUGUACAGAGCGGCACCCGGCAGAGUGGAGGCUGGCCCUGGAAAAAGAGCUGCAGAUCUCCCUGAAUCAGGUCCUCACUGCCCUGCUGAACUCCAGGACGACGAGCCACUUGCUGCGUUACCGGCAGUCUACCAAGCCGCCUGACCUAAACCCAGAGACGGAGGAGAGCAUCCCGUCCCGGAGCUCCCCAGAAGGGCCCGAUCCACCCGUCCUGACCGAGGUCAGCAAACAGGAGGAACAGCAGCCCCUGGACCUGGAAGGAGUCAAGAGGAAAAUGGACCAAGGGAACUAUUCCUCCGUGUUGGAAUUCAGCGACGACAUCGUGAAGAUUAUUCAGGCGGCCAUUAACUCAGAUGGAGGGCAGCCAGAAGUUAAAAAAGCCAACAGCAUGGUCAAGUCCUUCUUCAUUCGGCAAAUGGAACGUGUCUUUCCAUGGUUCAGCGUCAAGAAAUCCAGAUUUUGGGAGCCAAAUAAAGUAACGAGCAACAGCGGGAUGUUGCCGAACGCGGUGUUGCCGCCUUCCCUCGACCACAACUACGCCCAGUGGCAGGAGCGAGAGGAGAACAGCCGCACCGAGCAGCCCCCGUUGAUGAAGAAGAUCAUUCCAGCUCCCAAACCCAAAGGGCCAGGAGAGCCAGACUCCCCGACUCCCCUACACCCGCCGACACCGCCUAGCAUCUCAAGGGCCGAAGUUGUUGAUGGGAGUCGGGAGGACAGUCCUGAAUUGAAUCCACCACCAGGAGUAGAAGACAAUCGGCAGUGUGCGUUGUGCUUGGCCUAUGGGGACGACGGCGCCAACGACGCCGGCCGCCUGCUUUACAUCGGCCAGAACGAGUGGACCCACGUGAACUGCGCCCUGUGGUCGGCGGAGGUGUUCGAAGACGAUGACGGCUCCUUGAAGAACGUGCACAUGGCUGUGAUCCGGGGCAAGCAGUUGAGGUGCGAGUGCUGCCAAAAGCCGGGGGCCACCGUGGGUUGCUGCCUCACGUCCUGCACCAGCAAUUACCACUUCAUGUGCUCUCGAGCUAAGAACUGCGUCUUUCUGGAUGACAAGAAAGUGUACUGCCAGCGACACCGCGACCUGAUCAAAGGCGAGGUGGUUCCUGAGAACGGAUUUGAGGUUCUUCGACGAGUAUUCGUGGACUUCGAAGGGCUCAGCUUGAGGAGGAAGUUUCUCAGUGGCCUGGAACCGGAGAACAUCCACAUGAUGAUCGGCUCGAUGACGAUUGACUGCCUGGGAAUUCUGAACGACCUCUCUGACUGUGAAGACAAGCUGUUUCCCAUCGGUUAUCAGUGUUCCAGGGUGUACUGGAGCACCACAGAUGCCCGGAAGCGCUGCGUGUACACGUGCAAGAUCCUGGAAUGCCGUCCCCCCGUCGUCGAGCCGGAUAUCAACAGGACCGUCGAGCACGAUGACAACCGGACGAUCGCUCACAGCCCAGCCCCUCCUUCCGAAACUUUGAAAGCGAGUCGGAGUACAGGCGAACUUGGAAAGCCUCGGUCCCCAGACCGGCCUCCCCGCGUCCAGACCUCCGCCUCUUAUUGCUAUCACAUGAUCGCCAAGGGCCCCAGGAUCCGCCCUCCCAGUUACUCCCCACCGCAGCGCUCCCCUGGCUCCCGGCCGCUGCCGUCUGCGGGGGGCCCUACCCCAACGGCCCACGAGAUCGUCACCGUGGGCGACCCGCUCCUCUCCUCCGGGCUGAGAAGCAUCGGCUCCAGGCGCCACAGCACUUCCUCCCUGUCGCCUCAGCAGUCCAGGCUCCGAAUGACGUCCCCCCUCAGAGCCGGGCCCGCCUCCGCCCGGCACGGCGCCUCUUCGGCCCCCGCCGACCACGAGCCGCAGGCCAAGACCGCCGACCGCUCCCUGGGGUCACCGGCCCCGGGCGCCCCGGCGGGUCAAGGCGUCCCCACCCCUCCGGGUGCGCAGAGGGCAGCGGCCGCGGGCGGGCCAAAGGGGAGCCACUCGGACGGGCCUCCGGCGGGAGAGCCGAAGCUCAGCGGCGCGGCCGAGCCGUCGGGCAGGGGCUUCUCCUCCAAGGGCGACAGGGCCAGGGCUCUCGGUGCCAAGGGCCCCGAGGGCCCGGCCUACCCAGGGAACGGGAGGGCGCCGGCCGCCGCCCACGGCUCAACCGACGUCGGCGGGAAACCGAGCCCCUUCGCCGAGUCCCCUUCGAGGCCGUUGCCUUCCAAAGAGGCCCUUUCCUUCCCCCCUCACCACCCGAGGGGGCCGAGGAAAGAGCGCGAGCCACCCGCCGACCACACCCAGCCGGAACACGCCUCCCCUCCUCUCCCAGCGCCCGGCUCCAGCGAGGGCUCGCUGGUGGGGUCCAGGGACAGGAGGCAGAAAGGGAGGAAGUCCUCUAAGGAGGCGUUCCGCGAGAAGCACCCCACGAAGGCCUUCCCGGACCCCGCCCCGUCGCUUGGCAGCCCGGAAGGAAACCCCAAGCUGGAGUUCGCGGGUCCCGUCCCGAUGCCCGACCACCUGGGCCCGAGGCAGUGUAAUAACUUCGCCGGUGAGAAGAGCGGCGACAGGGCCCCUCCGCCCCCGGCGGGUCCCAGAGGUCCGCCCGGGCACGGGGAGGGCCCUGCCAAGGAGGCCCCGGCCCCGCGGAAGCGCACGGUCAAAGUGACCCUCACCCCGCUCAAGAUGGAAGGCGAGAGCCCCACCCGAAACCCGCCGAAGGACGGCAGCCUGGAGACCCCGCCCCCGGGGACGGAGGCGGCCGGCCCGCCGGAGCCGCCGUCGUCGUCGUCCUCGCCGCCGCCGACCUCGUCGUCCGAGAGCCCCGGGGACGGCCCCGCGGGGCGGCCCGGCCCCCACGACCCUUCGUCCCGGGAGCCCCAGCGGGCCGCCUACCAGGGUCUCCCCGCCCCGGAGCGGAGCCUGCUGCUCGCCGACGGUCCCAAGCCUCAGGACGACGGGGCCUACAAGCGGCGCUACCCCCGCCGCAGCGCCCGAGCCCGCUCCAACAUGUUCUUCGGGCUCACCCCGCUCUACGGCGUCCGGUCCUACGGCGAGGAGGACCUCCCCUUCUACAGCAACUCGUCGGGGAAGAAGCGGGGCAAGAGGUCGGCGGAAGGGCAGGUGGACGGGGCCGACGACCUGAGCACCUCGGACGAAGACGACCUGUACUACUACAACUUCACCCGGACGGUGAUCGCCUCCGGCGGAGAGGAGCGGUUGGGGCCCCGUGGCCUGUUCCGGGAGGAGGAGCAGUGCGGCCUCCCCAAGAUCUCUCAGCUGGACGGGGUGGACGACGGGACGGAGAGCGACACCAGCGUCUCGGCCACGGCCCGGAAGGUCCACCCCGUCCCCAAGAGCAGCAGCAAAGAGAACGGGACGGACGGCCUCAAGCCGGACCGCCCGGAAGAAGCCGGGGAGAAGGAGCAGGCGGCCAAGGGCGGCGCGGGGCCCAAGGGCGGCGGCGACCCGAAGCUCGACAACUGCCACCCCGGGAGCCGGGGGAAAGCGCCGGGCCAGGACCCGCUGGAGGCCCAGCUCAGCUCGCUGGAGUCCGGCCGCAGGGUCCACGCCGGCCCGCCCUCCGCCGACAAGACCCUGCUGGACACGUACAACACCGAGCUCCUCAAGUCCGACUCGGACAACAACAACAGCGACGACUGCGGCAACAUCCUGCCCUCGGACAUCAUGGACUUCGUCCUGAAGAACACCCCCUCCAUGCAGGCGCUGGGCGAGAGCCCCGAGUCCUCGUCGUCGGAGCUGCUGACCCUCGGGGAGGGGCUGGGCCUGGACGGCAACCGCGCCAAGGACAUGGGGCUCUUCGAGGUGUUCUCCCAGCAGCUGCCCACGGCCGAGCCGGUGGACAGCAGCGUGUCCUCCUCCAUCUCGGCCGAGGAGCAGUACGAGCUGCCGCUGGAGCUGCCCUCCGACCUGUCCGUCCUCACCACGCGCAGCCCCACGGUCCCCGGGCAGAACGCCGCCCCCCGGCUGGCCGGCAUCCCCGAGUCCGCGGAGAAGAGGGGGGCCGGGCCGGACAAGGCGGCGGCGGCGGCGGCGGCGGCGGCGGCCUCGGCCGACGGGGACCCGGCCCUGCUGAGCCCCGGCGGGGAGCCGGCGGCCGAGGGCCACGGGACUCCCGACCGCUUCCUGCCGGGCCGCCUGGAGGCGGACCACAUCGCCAGCCCCCCUCCCUGCGGCCCCGGGGAGCCCGGGCGCGGCGGCCAGGAGUUGGCCGGGAACGGCGGGCCCCCCGGCCUCCAGGUGCCCGUCUCGCCCACGGUGCCGCUGCAGAACCCCAAGUACGGCCCCGGCCCCGCCAACAGCCCCGGGCCCUCGCAGAUCUCCAACGCGGCCGUCCAGACCACCCCGCCCCACCUGAAACCGGCCGCCGAGAAGCUCCUCGUGGUCAACCAGAACCUGCAGCCCCUGUACGUCCUCCAGACCCUCCCCAACGGGGUGACCCAGAAGAUCCAGCUGACCCCGCCGGUGGGCUCGGCCCCCAUGGAGGCCGGUGCCUCCCCCCUCUUCCCCCGGGCCGGCAAAGAGCUGCUCCCCAUGGCCCACCACCAGCACCUGCACGGCUUCCCGGCGGCCUCCCAGGGCAGCUUCGCUCCCAACCUGGGCAGCUCCCCCUCGGGCCUGCUGGUCGGGGUCCAGCCGACCCCGGACCCGCAGCUCCUGGUCUCGGAGGCCAGCGUCCCCGCCGCCGCCCCGCCCGCGGGGCUGCGGAAACGGCCCAUCUCCCGCCUGCAGUCCCGCAGGAGCAAGAAGCUGGCUCCUUCCGGCGGCCCGCCCCCGCCCGACCUGGUCUCCAACAUGACGCUCAUCAACUUCGCCCCCUCGCAGCUGCCCGGCCACGCCGGCCUGCUGGACCUGGGGUCGCUGGGCGGCGCCUCGGCCCACCGGACCGUCCCGAACAUCAUCAAGCGGUCCAAGGCCGGGGUCAUGUAUUUCGAGCCCACGCCCCUGCUGCCACCGGGCGUGAGCGGGGGGCCGGCCGCCACGGUCGGGGCCGGCCCCAUGGGCCCGGACUCCGGCCACCUCCCCGGGGGACCGGCCGCGGGUUCGCCGGUCCUGAACGUCGUGCCCGUGCCGGGCGCCCCGGCUCCCGGCGCGGGAGGGUCGGUCGCCGGCCACGGCUUGGGGCAGCAGGGCUCGGUGGCCCUGACCGGCCCCAGGCUGCUCGGGGCUCCGGACGUCGGCUCCAUCGGCAACCUCUUGAUCAAAGCCAGCCAGCAGAGCCUGGGCCUCCAGGAGCAGCCGCCGCCACCGCAACACGUGGCCCUGCCCCCCGGCUCCAGCAUGUUCCCCCAGAUGGGAUCGUCGCAGACCCCGUCCGCCGCAGCCGCGACCACCUCUUCCGGCAUCCGCGUGCUGCCCCCGGCGCAGACCCUGGGCGCGACGGUCCCGCCAUCAGCCGGGGACCGGGAAGGGCCCUACGGGCUCCAGCACGUGUCCCAGCUCCUGGGGAGCAAAACGGGGCUGGCGUCUUCCCAGCCGGACCAGGCCUCGGCCUCCGGCCCCCAGCCGUCCGGCUAUCCCCAGCUCGUGGAAGGGCCCGGCGGCGCCGAGCCCGAGCCGAGCAAAGCGGCGGCGGCGGCGGCCAGGCCCGCCGGCUCGGCCUCGCCCGGUGGGUCCCCGCCUUCCGGACGGCCGGCGCCCCCGGGCCCCGCCAGGCCGAAGACGAAGGCCAAGCGGAUCCCGCCCCCGGCGGACCAGGGAAACGGCAAGAAGCACAAGGCCUCGCACGGGUGUUGUGUCGGGUCCCCCGAACCUCCCGCCCCAGAUGCGGACACGUCAUCCCCGGACGUGGGGCAAGCGACGGCUCUCCCUGAGGCUCGGGCAAUGACGAGUCCCCCGAGCGAGCGAGGGAGUGCAGAGCCGAAAGCCGCCGAGGAAGAGGAGAACACCUUCAGCUCCCCGCUGAUGUUCUGGCUCCAGCAGGAACAGAGGCGGAAGGAGAGCGUCGGCGAAAAGAAGCCCAAGAAAGGGCUGGUCUUCGAGAUUUCGAGUGACGACGGCUUCCAGAUCUGCGCGGAAAGCAUCGAGGAUGCCUGGAAGUCCCUGACCGACAAAGUUCAGGAGGCUCGAUCCAACGCCCGUCUGAAGCAGCUCUCGUUCGCAGGUGUGAGUGGCCUGCGGAUGCUGGGGAUCCUCCACGACGCGGUGGUGUUCCUCAUCGAGCAGCUGUCCGGCGCCAAACACUGUCGCAACUACAAGUUCCGCUUCCACAAGCCGGAGGAGGCCAACGAGCCCCCGCUGAACCCUCACGGCUCGGCCCGGGCCGAGGUCCACCUGAGGAAGUCAGCAUUUGACAUGUUCAACUUCCUGGCUUCCAAACACCGCCAGCCCCCCGAGUACAACCCCAACGACGAGGAGGAGGAGGAGGUACAGCUGAAGUCGGCUCGGAGGGCCACCAGCAUGGAUCUGCCCAUGCCCAUGCGGUUCCGACAUCUGAAGAAGACUUCCAAGGAGGCCGUCGGGGUCUACAGGUCUGCCAUCCACGGCCGGGGGCUCUUCUGCAAGAGGAACAUCGACGCGGGAGAGAUGGUCAUCGAGUACUCGGGCAACGUCAUCCGCUCCAUCCUGACGGACAAGCGGGAGAAGUAUUACGACGGCAAGGGCAUCGGCUGCUACAUGUUCCGCAUCGACGACUCGGAAGUGGUGGACGCCACCGUGCACGGCAACGCGGCCCGCUUCAUCAACCACUCGUGCGAGCCCAACUGCUACUCGCGGGUCAUCCACAUCGACGGCCAGAAGCACAUCGUCAUCUUCGCCAUGCGCAAGAUCUACCGCGGCGAGGAGCUCACGUACGACUACAAGUUCCCCAUCGAGGACGCCAGCAACAAGCUGCCCUGCAACUGCGGUGCCAAGAAGUGUCGGAAGUUCCUCAACUAGCCCGCUGCCCCUCAGCUCCUCA
This is a messenger RNA of Tachyglossus aculeatus (Australian echidna), 11472 nucleotides long. It is a transcript of the gene KMT2A, whose product is annotated as lysine methyltransferase 2A. The record is from RefSeq and is a predicted model, not a curated record. Gene Ontology annotation, biological process: positive regulation of DNA-templated transcription. The transcript is spliced from 37 exons. Gene Ontology annotation, molecular function: histone H3K4 methyltransferase activity; DNA binding; zinc ion binding. Gene Ontology annotation, cellular component: histone methyltransferase complex; nucleus. The coding region runs from base 408 to 11450 and encodes 3680 amino acids. Lineage: Eukaryota; Metazoa; Chordata; Mammalia; Monotremata; Tachyglossidae.